AUGCCUGCAACAUCUCACACUCCUACCGGUGCUCCUAAGGCCGUCCUACCUGAAAAAUUCUCCAUUGGAUUUGAAGGAACCUCUUUGUAUCCUCGUGUUGGCUAUGGCAAACGUGGCAGAGUUGCCAAAGUAUUUUGUAACUCUUAUCGUGUCGCAAGCUUCCCUACAGCCACCAUUUACCAAUACGAUGUCCAAAUCACUGGUAAAGGUGAUGAUAAGCGUGCCACUCUACGCAAAGUUUGGUAUUCACGUUCCAUGCAAACGCACUUCGGAGCUGCAACUGAUGCUUUGCUCUACGACGGUAACCGCUUGGCCUGGUCGAUAAUUCCGCUGCCAUUCGGUGAGGAGCUCAAUAUCAUUAUUGAUCUCGAUGAUGAUAACCCCAGUGACCGUCCACGACGCGGUGCUGAAAACAAGUUCCGUGUUCGUAUUCGCAAAACAUCCCGUGUUCCACUUCAAUGCACAGAAGCCUACGUCAAUGGAAAAUAUAAGAUGGAUACCGAUGUCCUCGUCGGCUUCAAUUUUUUGGAUCACUUGCUUCGUGAGACCCCCGCAAAGCACUUCAUCACGAUCAAGAGAUCGUUCUUCAAAAAGGCCGGUGCUCAGCGUCUUGACGGGGGUGUUGAAGCCUGGAAGGGCAUCUUCCAGUCUAUUCGCCCAGCUGAGGGCAAUCUUCUUACUGUCAACGUCGAUGUUGCAGCAGCAGUCUUCUGGAGUGAGGGAACCGUCCUUCAAUGUGUCCAAAAUCUUUUCAAGCUCGGAACCCCGGAAGAUCUCAUCACGAAGUUGAGAUCUGAUCAUGGAAAGCGUGAACUCAAGCGUGUCAAGAAGGUUCAGUUCUACACAAAACAUCGCAACACUGAAAAGGAACGCCAAAAGAAGUUCACUAUUGAGGGCUUCACCAAGAAUAGCGCUCGCGAUGAAAUGUUCGAUGUUCGUGACCGUGAAUCUGGCAUGGUUACCCGCCUCUCCAUCGAGACGUACUACUACAAGCAUUACAAUAUCCGCUUGCGAUACCCACAACUUCCUCUCAUCCAGACGAAGAAUAAAAACAUCUUGUUCCCCAUGGAACUCAGUUUCGUUGCUGAGGGCCAACGUUACCCUUAUAAGUUGGAUGACAAGCAAACGUCUGACAUGAUCCGCUUCACUGUCCAACGUCCCAAUAUUCGUCUUGAGACUAUUAGACAAAAUGUCAACGAGCUUAACUGGAAGGAUGAUCCUAUUUUGCGCCACUAUGGCAUGAAGAUCAGCCCUAACAUGAUCACUACGCAAGCUCGAAUCCUUGACGCCCCAAAGAUUGCUUACGGUAAUGGCUCAAAGGAUGGAACCUUUAAUCCUCGUGAUGGACGUUGGGAUCUUCGUGGGAAGAAAUUCGCCCGAACAACCACCUUAAAGUCAUGGGCCAUCGGCAUCGCCGCUCAACCACGUCGUGUCCCCAUGGAAGUCGUCAAAAACUUCGUUCGCCAAUUCAUCCUCGCCUUUGUUCAACAUGGUGGGACUGUCGAGACAAAGGAACCACCAAUUAUGUACCUUGAUCCCAACAAGGACAUGGCUGCCUCCUGUCAAGAACUUUUCGUCACGGCAGGAAAUGUCACAAGAGCCAAACCUCAAAUUGUUUUCUUUAUCCUCACAGCUAAAUCCGCUCAUCCAUACAACGACAUCAAGGCUGCAUGCGAGACCCACGUUGGCAUUGUUUCCCAAUGUCUUCAAUCGAAGCAUGUUGAACAGGCCAAAGCCCAAUACUGCUCCAAUGUCUGCAUGAAGGUCAAUGCUAAGUUGGGUGGAACGACCGUUUAUUUGGACAAAUCUUCGCACCCCUUCUUCGGACAGGAGCCUACAAUGUACAUUGGUGCCGAUGUCUCUCACGGUGGUGCUUUUGGUUCUGGUGGUAUGAAGUCUGCUUCGUUCGCCAGCAUGGUUGGAUCCAUUGAUGUCCAAGGUGCCCGCUACUCGGCCAUUUGCAACACCAACGGUCAUCGCGUCGAGUGUAUCACGACACCGAACAUCAUGAAAUUUUUACCAACCUUGCUCAAAAACUACCGCCGCUCAACUAACCAGGUCCCUAGACGUAUAAUAUACUUUAGGGAUGGUGUUUCCGAGGGCGAGUACAGUAAGAUUAUUGAAUACGAGGUUGCUGACAUCAAGCGAGCCGCCAAAUCACUUGAUCCUAAUUUCGAGCCCAGGAUGACUGUCAUCAUCUGUACCAAGCGCCACCACAGCCGCUUUUUCCCUGUUGACAAGCAUGCUUCGGAUCGUAAUGGCAACAUCGUUCCCGGCACUAUUGUCGAUAGAGAUGUAACACACGUUACUGAUUUCGAUUUUUUCUUGUGCUCGCAUUCCGCAAUCCAGGGUACAGCUCGAGCUACCCGUUAUACGGUCAUCAUGGACGAAAAUAAGCUCGAAGUUGACCGUAUUCAAGGGUUGAUCUACAACUUCUGCUAUACCUAUAUGCGCGCUACCAACUCAGUCUCCCUUGUCCCACCUGUCUACUACGCCCAUUUAGCUUCUUCACGCGCUCGUGCUCACGAGAUCGGUGCUAACGAUAAGGAGAAACAGCAGGGGAUGGAGACAACUCCCUCUGGAACCCAGAGAGAAGGAUCUCGUCUUCCUACUACCAACCUACCUUCCGAAGACAUUCGUCCUUUGGUUGGGGACGUCGUUACGCAAAUGUGGUACAUUUAA
Messenger RNA from Orbilia oligospora ATCC 24927, 2682 nucleotides. RefSeq lists its product as uncharacterized. The record is from RefSeq and is a predicted model, not a curated record. Gene Ontology annotation, molecular function: RNA binding; protein binding. NCBI's taxonomy places the organism in Eukaryota, Fungi, Ascomycota, Orbiliomycetes, Orbiliales, Orbiliaceae. Bases 1 to 2682 code for a protein of 893 amino acids. The transcript is spliced from 13 exons.